Molecule: messenger RNA, 3757 nt
Organism: Myiozetetes cayanensis
Lineage: Eukaryota; Metazoa; Chordata; Aves; Passeriformes; Tyrannidae
Gene: CHPF2
Product: chondroitin polymerizing factor 2
Exons: 4
Coding region: 121-2403 (760 amino acids)
Cellular component (GO): Golgi cisterna membrane
Molecular function (GO): glucuronosyl-N-acetylgalactosaminyl-proteoglycan 4-beta-N-acetylgalactosaminyltransferase activity
Source: RefSeq, a predicted model, not a curated record
CCGCCUCCCGCACCGCCAGCCCGGAGCCCCGGGCCGCCCCUGGCGCUGCCGCCGGCCUGCGGGUAAGACAGCCCCGCUCGCCAUGUCACCCCGGAGCUCCGCCCGGCCGUAGCCGCCGCGAUGCGCUUGGGCGCGGUGCUGGGCGCGCUGCGGCCCGCGCUGCCGCUCCUGCUCGGGCUGUCUCUCGGCUGCAGCCUGAGCCUCCUGCGAGCCUCCUGGAGCCACGGCGCGGCCGAGGAGCGCUGCCUGGCGCCGGGCCGGCCCGCGCCACCCGCCGGCGGGGCUCCGCCCGAGGCAGCGGAGGGGGGGCCGGGCCCGGGCCAAGAGGACUUCAGGCCCCGCAUUGUGCCGUACUACAGAGACCCCAACAAGCCUUACAAAAAAGUACUCAGAACUCGCUACAUCCAGACAGAACUGGGAUUCCAUGAGAGAUUGUUUGUGGCUGUGCUGACCUCCAAGGCCACCAUGAACACGCUGGCAGUGGCCGUGAACAAGACGGUGGCCCACCACUUCCCACGCCUGCUGUACUUUACGGGGCUGCGCAGUGCCAAGGUGCCCCAUGGAAUGGUGCUGGUGGCCCAUGGAGACGAGCGGCCCAUUUGGCUUAUGUAUGAGACCAUGAACUAUAUCCAUCAGCAUUUUGGUUCUGACUAUGACUGGUUCUACAUCAUGCAGGAUGACACCUAUGCCCAGGCGGAGCAGGUCAAGGCUCUGGUGACGCACCUGAGCAUUAACCAGGACGUGUACCUGGGGCGAGCGGAGGAGUUCAUCGGGGGGGAUGAACAGACCCGGUACUGUCACGGGGGCUUUGGCUACCUGCUCUCCCGUAGCCUGCUGCUGAAGCUCCACCCACACCUGGACAGCUGUCGCAAUGAGAUACUCAGUGUGCGGCCAGAUGAGUGGCUGGGUCGUUGCAUCAUUGAUUUCCUUGGCAUCACUUGCAUUUCCCAGCUCCAGGGCCAGCAUUAUCACACCUAUGAACUGGCCAAAAAUACUGAGCCAGAGAAGGAGGAAGAAGAAGAGUUCCAAGCAGCUCUUGCAGUGCACCCUGUUUCCGACAUGACCCUGAUGUACCGGCUGCACAAGCAGUUCAGCAGGAUCCAGCUGGACAGAGCUUACCAGGAGAUACAGGACCUCCAGAUGCAGAUCAGGAACCUGACAGCACUGACCCCUGCGGGCGAGGCAGGUGUGACCUGGCCUGUGGGCAUAAAUGCUCCAUUCCUUCCAAAGUCCCGCUUUGAGGUGAUCAACUGGGACUACUUCACCGAGCAGCACCUCUUCUCCUGUCCUGACGGCUCCCCCAAGUGUGAGCUGUCUGGAGCCAGCAAAGCAGAUGUUGGUGAGAUCAUCGAGUCAGCGCUGGAGCAGCUGAACCAUCGGUACCAGCCCCUGCUCCGCUUCAGCAAGCGGCAGCUGCUCAACGGCUACCGGCGCUUUGACCCCACGCGGGGCAUGGAGUACACACUGGACCUGCUGCUGGAGGCUGUCACCCAGAAGGGCCACAGUCAUGUUCUGGCCAAGCGAGUGAGCUUGGUGCGACCCUUAAGUAAGGUGGAAAUUAUUCCCAUGCCAUAUGUGACAGAGGCCACACGGGUGCAGCUGGUGCUUCCCUUGACAGUGCAGGACCUGGAUUAUGUGGCAAACUUCCUGGAUAUGUUUGCUAUGAACACACUGGACACGCAUGAUAAUGCCUUGCUGACUUUGCUUUUUGUCUACCAUCCCUAUGAUGCCCAGAGAGUCAGUCAGGUGGAUGUUUUUGCUGGAGUCAAAGCCAUGGUAGGAGAGCUGGAGAAACGCUAUGCAGAAGUUAAAAUCCCAUGGAUUAGUGUUAAAACAGAGGUGCCAUCACAAGUGAAGCUCAUGGAUAUAGUCUCAAAGAAGCACCCUGUGGAUACACUGUUCUUCUUGGCCAGCGUCUGGACAGAAAUCAACAUGGAGUUCCUGAACCGCUGCCGUAUGAAUACCAUCAGCAACUGGCAGGUUUUUUUCCCUGUGCAUUUCCAGGAGUUCAACCCUGUGCUGGUGUACCGUGGUGAGCAGACAGCUUCCUCCAGCACUGACUUCCUGAGGGAUGGGCAUUUUGACAGACAUUCCUUUGCUGAGGCCUGCUUUUAUAAUUCUGACUAUAUGACAGCACGUACCAAGCUUGCAGCCGAUAUCCUGGACCGAGAUGAGGUUCUGGAGAGCAUGGAGGUAUUUGAUGUCUUCCUCCACUAUUCUGGUCUGCACCUGUUCAGGGCUGUGGAGCCGGGGCUGGUGCAGAAGUACACCCUGAGGAGCUGCAACCCCCGGCUCAGUGAGGAGCUGUACCACCGCUGUGUGCUCAGCAACUUGGAAGGACUCGCGUCCCGCUCACAUUUGGCCAUGGCCCUCUUUGAGCAGGAACAGGCCAACAGCACUUGAGAGAUGGAAACAUCAAGAGCUUCUCAGCACCUUAACACUUGGCACUUUCCAUCCCCUUCCCACCCUUGCCAUGGGUGAAGGGCAUGUGAGGUCAAGGGAGGAGGAAGACUUUCCAGGCCCCACUCUGAGGCAUGUGGGCUAUGGAGAGAGGCUGUUUCUGUGGAGGGGUUUGGUUUGUUUGUUUUGGGUUUUUUUAAUAAAUUUAAUUUUCUUUCCAGGCAGACUGAUGUGGUCACUUGUAAACUUUGCAGCCUCUGGGAUGAGGGAAGUGAGACAAACUGUAGAGCUGACCUUACUUAAAGCUGUGCAAUUCUGCUGAGCAAUGCAGGGGGAGAGUGACUGUGAGCUACACAUGGGGAGAAAAUUACCUUGACUUGCUACUCUCUGGGCUGUUGUGCAGCCUCCUGUAUGUUUGUGUGUUUAUGCAUUCACUUUUUCAAGAGACAUAAACACAACUUGUCUAAUUCAGCUGGGCAAAGCUGUUCAAUCACUUUUACUUUGCUGUGUUUGGCUCUUCCAGAGCUUCAGAGCUGUUCCAGUUUAAGUAUCUUGGGGAUGGAGACUCCACAAUCCCUCCUGGUAGUAUGCCCUUGUGUGUAGCAACUUUUACAGCUGAAAAGUUCUUUCUCACAUUUAAUUGAAAUUUCUUGCAUUUCAGUUUGUGCCUGUUGCCUCUUGCAAUGUUACCAGAGACCACUGAGCAGAAGCUGUUUGUGUCUUCCUUAUAUUUUCCCAUCACUGAGACACACAUGGAUGAGACUGUGCUGAGCCUUUUGUCCAAGUGAAACAAUCCCAGCUCUUGCAGUCUCACUGUUAGGACUGACGCUCCCAUUACUUAACAUCUCCACAUCCCUUUGCUGGACUUGCUCCAGUAUGUCCAUGCCUGUCUUGUACUGGGGAGCCAGACUGGACACAGCACUCCAGGUGUGUCUCACCUGUGCUGAGGAGAUAGCUCAUUGCCCUUUACCUGCUGGCCACAGCCUUUCUGCUGCAGCCCAGGAUGCUGUUGCCACCUUUGCUUGGAAGGAAUGCUGCUGGCUUAUGUUUAACUUGGUAUCCAUCCCCACUAAUCUUUUUACUUUUUCAGCUUUCCAGCAUCAUCUUUCCAGUGAAUAUCCCAGAAAUCAAAGCCCUGAUGUGACCUUGUGACUUUGUGUGAUGAGCCAGCAAGUGUGACUGACCCCGUUCAUGGCCACAGGGGUGCUGCUGAAGGAGAGAGGUUGUAUUUGCUGUAUUCAUCUCGUGAGGAGCACGAGGUGGAGCUCUGGUGUUGGCAUCAAAAGAGAUGCUGAAAAAUUAGAAAAGCUUCAAAAGAAGUAUUAAAAGACAUGGACAUUGGUUCAAAUUGAUAGAA